AACGUGUACUGGGAAGAAAUCCAUACUCAAAUUCAAAGGCUCAAAAUCCCGAAGGCCGAAGCCAAAGCUGAAAGCAGAAAAAUGCAGAGGCUUCUUUCACUGAAACAAACCUCAUCGACCUUAACCAAAGCACUGACGAAGACUUCUUCUUCGUCUUCCGGCUUCAACCCUCCCCCUUACAAUACCUUCUCUCCCAUCGCCAAUCCAAUUCCAACCCCCCAAAACCAUUUUCUUAGCUCCCCAUUUUCACACCCAUUUCACCACCUUUCUUUUCCAUGGCGAUCAAAGCCCAGUCUUAAAGUGAAAACUCAGGGCUUUCUCUCAUACCCAGUUGUUGCAAAGCGGUUUUCGUUGAAUUCCUCAAAUACCCAUCUCAAAGUUUCAGGCAAAAGCCUUUUGGAUUCCAAAGCUUGGUUUCUAAGACCUUGGAUUCCCAAAGGAAGAUUUGACGUUGGUCCCAGUUUUGGUCUUUCGAGGAGUCGCUGGAGAUCAUGGUUCCAACAGUUUACAGAAAGUCAAAUGGUUUUGUGCUUGAUUUUAACUAAUGUUGCUGUUUUUCUCUUAUGGCGGAUUGCGGAUCAAGAAUUUAUGAUGAAUAACUUUAUGGUUUCAUUGGACAAUUUUAAAAGUGGACGCUUACAUACACUGAUCACUUCAGCUUUCAGUCAUAUUGAUAUCAAGCACAUUGUCACUAACAUGAUUGGACUUUAUUUCUUUGGACAUAGUAUUGAAAGUAUCUUUGGACCUCAAUAUUUGCUGAAGUUGUAUCUAUCUGGGGCAAUUGUCGGUUCUCUGUUUUACUUGGUUCACCAUGCAUAUUUGGCAUUGUCAUACAAGGAACAAGCAAUGUGGAUGGACCCAAAUACUCCAGGAUUGGGGGCAAGUGGGGCUGUUAAUGCUAUCCUUCUGCUUGACAUAUUUCUGAAUCCAAAAUCUACUCUUUAUCUCGAUUUCAUCAUACCAGUUCCUGCCAUGUUACUGGGCAUCUUUCUAAUUGGGAUAGACAUAUGGAGGACAAUAGAGGGGAAUGGUCAUGUUUCAGGAUCAGCUCACUUGGGUGGUGCUGCAGUAGCAGCUAUAGCAUGGGCUCGACAUAGAAGGGGACGCUUCUGAAAUGAAUGGUGCACAUGCUACUAACAGUUGCUGGUCAUGGUAACUAAUUGUGAUUAGCGUUUCAGUAUGAUUGUCUCAAUUUUUUUUUUACUUGCUCAAGCAUGUGUUGUUGACCACAUGUUUCAUUCUAGUUGCUACACUUUCUGUGUUAUAAAGGCAUACUGGCUGUUUCUUUCAAACCCAGGUGCACAAGGUUCCCCGCAUUGCGAGGGUUGGGGGAGGGUCCAUAGUAUGCAGCCUUCCCUCUGCAUUUUUUUUUGCAGAGAGGCUGUUUCUUUUAAUGCAUAAUAAUUCUAUUGAAUUUACUUUGCCCUCUUUCUCCAUCUAUUUUCUGGCAUAGCUAUGGUAAAGUUAAAGAGAGAUUUUUACUUGCAGCGAGAAGACGUUGCUGGGUCCAUAAAGUUAUCAUGUGAAAUGAUAUUUAUUGUGUUUAUUUUUUCCUUUUAUUCUAUUGAACUCUAUGAUUUUGCCUAGUAUAUGAUCAGGUACCUACUGCCCCUUUACUUGAAAACUUGUCUGCUCAAUCUAGCGGUAAAUGUUAAUCAUGAAAUCGCCCAUUUUCAUAGCUUUAGGGGGAAUGCUGGGGGUAGUCGUAUCCACAAUUGCUCUUAAACACUCCCUUGUUUAGGUAACCACACCAUGCCUUUUUUCAACCUUAAAGCCAGCAACCGGCCGCCUUUACAAAUGUAAU
Messenger RNA from Durio zibethinus, 1804 nucleotides. RefSeq names its product RHOMBOID-like protein 12, mitochondrial. The record is from RefSeq and is a predicted model, not a curated record. Gene Ontology annotation, cellular component: membrane. Gene Ontology annotation, molecular function: serine-type endopeptidase activity. NCBI's taxonomy places the organism in Eukaryota, Viridiplantae, Streptophyta, Magnoliopsida, Malvales, Malvaceae.